Molecule: messenger RNA, 915 nt
Organism: Parnassius mnemosyne (clouded apollo)
Lineage: Eukaryota; Metazoa; Arthropoda; Insecta; Lepidoptera; Papilionidae
Source: the annotation of a GenBank genome assembly
AUGGGAGUUAGUGGUGUAGUGUUGAGCGUGCUAGCGCUAGCUGGCCUAGGCUGUGCUACAAUUGGUGACAAUGCUCUCGACACCGGAGAGCGAGUGCUGCUAGUUGCACCAGUUUUAGCACCCCCAAAGGACUCAAAGACGCACGCUAAUGAUCGGUCGAGACAGUUCCCGAUUUUAGUGCUCCUAUCUCAGCAGAAUCCAUCAGCAAAUGUGCGCGAGCCCGCUGCUAAAUCAUUAGGAAUCAACCCUCAACCAAUUUAUGUACAGAAACUAGAAGACCAAGAGAAAUAUAAGCCAGUCCACCAAAAUAGACAGAAGAGACAUCUUCUAAAGACGGCUCUCUUCGGUCUAGGCAGUGGUGGGUUUUCACUUGGUGGAGGCUUUGGUUAUGGAGGUGGAUAUGGAGGCGGGCAUGAAGGUGGACAUCAUGACCGAUCUAAGACCAUCUACAUAGUGAAAGAGCAUGGACAUGGUCGAGGUUAUGGUGGUAAUUACGGUGGUUACGGCAGCAACUACGGUAGCUACGGAAACGGAGGAUACGGCAGCGGGAACGGCGGUGGUUAUGGCGGAGGAUAUGGUGGCGGCUUCGGGGGCGGUUUCGGGGGUGGCUAUGGAGGAGGUGGCGGCGGUGGUGGGGGCGGUGGCGGCGGCGGCGGCGGCGGUGGUGGCGGAGUCUACGGAGGCGGUUAUGGCGGUAACAACGGUGGUUAUGGCGGUAACAACGGUGGUUAUGGCGGUAACAACGGUGGCUAUGGAGGCAACGGUGGCUACGGCUCGCCUGGACAAUCCGGCGGUGGCUGCGGCGGCGGUUGCGGCGGCAACUACGGGCACAAUGGCGGCGGUGCCACAGCAUCAGCGACGGCCACCGCCACGGCGCACGCUUACUCAGACGGAUACGGCAAACGCAAGCGCUAA